This is a messenger RNA of Fusarium redolens, 3300 nucleotides long. RefSeq lists its product as uncharacterized. The transcript has 5 exons. The record is from RefSeq and is a predicted model, not a curated record. Bases 1 to 3300 code for a protein of 1099 amino acids. Lineage: Eukaryota; Fungi; Ascomycota; Sordariomycetes; Hypocreales; Nectriaceae.
AUGGCAGAGCCAAUUGGCAUAACCGGCACAGCUGUCGGAAUCGUUUCUCUUGGCCUUCAGCUAUACACUGGGAUUUCAGAAUACCUAGAUGCCGUCAAGGGGCGCGACGAAGAUCUCCAACAUGCAAAACAAUAUGCGAAGACACUGCGGGAUUAUCUAAGAUCAAUUCAGGAGACUAUUAAUGUGAUCGGCAGCGACUAUACCGUGGCUAGACAUGCCGUUGAACAGUGCAAGUCCUCCUGCGAAACCGAGCUCAAGGGUUUAGAGGCGCUUCUUCAGGAAUUGAUAGGGCCCCUCGUGGAUCCCACUGAUCGCACUAAACAAGCGAAGAGUUCUUUACGCAAAUUCAGGUACCCCUUCAAGAGGAAGAACAUUACCAGGCUUCAGGAAAGAUUAAACUCAACCAACAAUGUGCUUAAUAUGGCCACGCUGGCUUUGCAGUUGGCUAUCUCCAACAAUACCUGUACUACCAUCGUUGGUCUACAAAAGACCGCUCACAAAAUGCAUAAAACAACGGAGAACACUGCCAGAGGUAUGAUCGAGCAGGCUAUAGCCCUGAAGCAGGCGAGCCAGACUCUGACAAAGUCUCACCAAGAGAUUCAGCUUAUCUCUCAACGCAUGCCGAAACCUCUUGAUUCGAGUAUUGAUGAGAUCCUGACACAUUUGCGCAAAACGGAAAGUCCAGGCUCUCGAAUUGCGCAGCUUCUACAAUACCCACAAGAUCUACGGCGAUUAUGCGACGUUGUUUCCAAUCUAUCACAAAGCUCAAAGACCAGUCCUGUAACGGCUGCAUCUCGGCGGGCUAAAUUGACAAGCAGUGUAAAUGCCACGUCCUAUCAACUCUGUAGUUGUGCAACACGACAAGGCUUCCGACGCCAGGGACGCCGCUUAGGACUCCUGUUCUAUGAAGUGGAGGUCCAGAAGACCAUCUUCCAUGCACCAGAAUGUCAGCUGUCAAGAAUAAUCCCAAUAGCCGAUGAAAAGAGGCGAACAGUUGGGGUUCAUAUACCUGCUAUUUUCAAGCUUUUAAGUAGCACCAUUCGACUAUCAUUUUCCCUCAAAGCUGGCGCUGGUGGAUUCAGCAUAUCUCAAAGUAUAAAUUAUACUACGACUGUCGAUGAGAACUCCUCCCUAUCUUUCAGAAUCGCUCAAAUGUUAAUCCGGCUUAUGAAUGAACGGACACCUGGAUUACGCAAUGAAGACUUUUCUAUCAUUGCGGAAUCAUGUAUCCGGCGGCUCACGCUGUCUUAUCGCAACAAACAAGCCUCCCCAAGAGAUGUAAACAGUCAUGGCGAGUCUAUACUGGACCUCCUUGCUUGGCAACUAGAUUUACUUGGCGAGCUCAUGAUGCCGGCAGAUGUUAUUUCUUAUGUAUUAAGAUCGUUUGCUACUACUAAGGUCCUGAUCACAAACAGCUCCCGAGUAAAGUACGUUUUCCUUGAACACCUCCUUGCAAACUCUAGCUGGCUGUCUGAAGCUGGCACGGCUCACGAGACAAUAGCGGCGCUGUUAGCGUGCUGUGAUAUGCCGACAGGACAAGAUUACCAUGCCUUGUAUCUCAGAUAUACUCAACAGAGUCAGAGGAAAGCUUUUCAGAACUUCCCAGAGAUUGCAGAGAAUCUGGGAUUCAACCCGCUUCACAUGGCGAUUAUCAAAGAGGAUGAAGAGGAAGUUCACCAUUUAUUGGAAAGGUACCCCUCCUAUAUAAAUGACGUCAAUUACUGUGGACAAUCGCCAGUCCACAUUGCCAUUCAAACCAGAAGCUUUCCCAUCAUGUUAGCUGUGAUACUAGCGGCUAAUACCGAGAUCCUCAACACUACAGACAACGAACAGCAGUACCCGAUUGAUAUGGCGGCUGACAUUGCGUGCCGUCUCCGUGAACGAUCAGAGGAAAGUCACCGGCAAACCUGCAAUCAAUCCAGGAUUAUAGAUCUUCUUCUCGAAUCCAAUUCAGUGCUUCUGAACACCUUCAUACAUGAGCGGUUCGACCAUACAUGCCAGCAUACGAAGAUAGUUGUUCUUGGUCAUCUCGCAAAAAGGAGGAGGGGCCUUGAACUCCUAGCUAUUUCCAAGCUUUCCGCUGCAGAAAUACAGGAUCUAGGGUUAUGCAGAGGGCAAACAUUGGACCGAAAUACUGCCAGGGUACAGCACUAUCUCGCAAAGCGUUGCCAUAUACCAGUUCAGCUCCUGUUUUGCCCAGAGGAUGACGUGGCUAAGUGGUUAGGGUGCUCAGAAUCUAUAUAUGCAUAUAUAUACGAUAGAGAUGUUGCUGAAUAUGCAAUAUCGUUGGGUUUUGAUGCUAGAACGGCUUUCACCGACGUCUUCUUCCACAUUAUACUGGCUAUAGUGUAUAGGACUUUUCCUGGAAAUGGUGAUACCUUUGGGCAUGCAUCGUUCCCAAUGUAUGUCUGCUGGAUGAUUCAUCGUGGUGCAGAUAUUGCGACGGUUGUCCCAGCGAAUUUUGCGCCGGGGGUUGUUCAGAAAGCAACAUGGGCACAUUACCUUAUGGCUUUGCUAGGGAUGUCGACGAGACGGAAUCACCAUGUAUGUAGGGCAUUACCACGGGAGGUCGCGGAAGUCGUUUCUUCGCCGGUCAUCGUCGAUGGAUGUCAAUGUCGGUGUUCUGCGCAAGGCUGCACACCGUUGGUGAAAUUCUUAGAAGGAUUAGACUGGCGCCUAACUUCUGGCCAGAGUGUCAGGUCUCUCGAGAGGUACGCUCUAAGGGCAUCAGAGAUCCUUGAGAGCUUACUACCAAGAUGCAAAGAUGGCGGACUUGGCGAUCGCUGGAUAUACCGCGCCAUAUUACGAUACCUAACGUUUUCCGCCUUGGACCUAUGCCAUACCUGUUGUGAGUUGGCAAACGAGGGCUCGGAGACUCUCCUGGAUGGAGAAGAGGUUCGCGAGUUUCACGAGGAGGAUGCAGCCCAGCCACAGAUACUAGAAGAGCUCGUCUCAAACUUUGAGGUAGGAUGCGAAAACUAUCCCGAUCUGGCUUCGUUUCUUCGAGAUAUUUGGGUCCCAAAGAUGCAACAUGUCUGUGCAGAGCUUAACUCAAGACAGCUCACAGGACAAGAGAUCAGAAGCGCGGAAGGAGCCGGAGUGAUAUGGGAGAUUUGCGAGAGCGAGGAUACUUGGGGUUCGGAGGAAGGUGAAUAUAUCAAUCCAGAAAGCUGGGCGCGAGUGGGCGGGUUGAUGUCUCAAAUGGAUUGGACUAAUGAUGAUGCGCCCUCUGCGGUAGAGGAGUGGAUGAGACGAUUAGAUGAUAUUGCCAUAGACCCCGAGCGGCCUGUGAUUAACUGA